Molecule: messenger RNA, 2475 nt
Organism: Spodoptera exigua (beet armyworm)
Lineage: Eukaryota; Metazoa; Arthropoda; Insecta; Lepidoptera; Noctuidae
Source: the annotation of a GenBank genome assembly
GUCAAAAGAAAAUAAAUAUCGCGAUUCAGAUUUUAGUGAUAAAAAAUCAAUUUUAGCAAGAAUAUGGUAAUUCUGUAUUUGUAAAUAUUAAUAAGAAUAAAUAAAGUACCAAGUGUAUUAGAAUAGUAAUCGAUAAUAGUGUAUUCAUCAUAAACUAUCAAAAUGGGCUCGGAACAGUCCUCGGUGCCACCAAAGAAGCAAGCUCAGAGAGCACCCCCAGUGAGAAGGGGGCAUACUAUAGCUGUCCCUACUAUAUCAGACCCUACGAGAACCAAUGAUUUACCAGCCAGCGGUAACAAUUCUCCGGGAACGAGUAUCUGUUCUGAUUCCGAGUUACCAUACAUAUCUUAUACUGUGGAUCGACCUAUCGGAGACUCACCAAAAGCCUCAGCCAAGACUCAGCGCAGUACUGACAGUAAGAAGUCGAUGCUACAACGCCGCCAGCUAAGCCUCCAGGCUCGUAAAAACAAGCGAGCCAGGGAUAUUGUAGUAGUCAAGCAAGCGACUGAUGUGCAACUCGAUGAAGAUAUACAGAGAUUGCAGGAGAUACCAACAUUCCUGCCGAUCAUGCGAGGUACCCUCGGUCUACCUGGUGCCAGAGAUCCUGAAGUCUUAGAAGGUCUAGACUACAGGCCCUGGGUCCGUGUAACGACCAGACUGCAGGCCCAUUUAGCAGCCUGCGCUCAUCCGCUGGCCACUAUCGAAGGCGGGCUAGCAUCCAAAAUAAAAGAGGCCGAUCAAGAAAUAUCUCGCCUCUAUUCACAAAUGGUGGAUAAGCAGAGAGCUAACGCUCGACACGCGGAACGAUUGGCAAGAGUGCAUGAAGUAUCACAUCAACUGUCCAGAUGCAACUCCUUACUGCAACAGACUUUACAGGAUAUAGAAGAAAUUAAUGCACUUCUUCCAGAAGAGAAACGUUUAGAACCAUUUGUGUGGAGUUCAGAAUAGUAGGUUACAAAUUAAAUCUAGGUCUGGGGACCUAAGUAAGUGUGUCGCCUGGACAGUCAACCUCGCUACAUCCUGGUUGACUGGACAUCUACACUACAUGAGCUGCUGUUUACAUGUGAACAUUAGCUCAUGACGAUACCUAAGUACGUGUGUCGCCUGGACAGUCUACCUCGCUACAUCCUUGUUGACUGGACAUCUACACUACAUGAGCUGCUGUUUACAUGUGAACAUUAGCUCAUGACGAUACCUAAGUACGUGUGUCGCCUGGACAGUCUACCUCGCUACAUCCUUGUUGACUGGACAUCUACACUACAUGAGCUGCUGUUUACAUGUGAACAUUAGCUCAUGACAAUACCUAAGUACGUGUGUCGCCUGGGCAGUCAACCUCGCUACAUCCUUGUUGACUGGACAUCUACACUACAUGAGCUGCUGUUUACAUGUGAACAUUAGCUCAUGACGAUACCGGGCGAAGCCGGUAUGGGUUAUAAAUGUAAACGCUUAGAUAUUGGAUAAAAUGAAAUUUAUUACAAAUAUGUCACGCGAUUAGCUCUUGUAUCUCUAAAAAAUUAAUAUUAUAAAGGUUUGUUUUGAGGAAGGAAAAUCACCAAAUUACUUCACUCGCCCAGGGUAUGGCAAGGAUUGUCAGACUCUUACUGACUAAAAACCCCUCCGUUCCUUCUCCUGCUUAACGCCGAGGAUGCGGUACCUUAUUACGCUUGACCCUGAACCCUGGCUACAUAUUGCCUCACAUUGUGGUCCUCACAAUGACGACACUCGGACGUUUCCUCCCACCGGAUCCGAUACAGGAACCUACCGAAGCUGCCGUGCCCGGUAAGCACCUGCGUCAGGCGGAAGGUGAGGACGCCGUGGCGUCUCUCAAGCCACUCCUCAAAGAGGGGUCUUACCGCUGCUAUAGUAGCGUGCCCGGCCCUCGGUUGCGACAGACGCUGCUUCCACUCAGCCAUGAGAUCUCGCCGGAGCUCAUUCCGCCACGCACUAAUUUGGCGCGGCAGAGGAUCCUCGCCCUGGCGACGCGCGUCUGCGCGCAAACUGUAAACGCGCGCGAGCGCCUUCGCUUCCUGAUUCCAUGGCGGUGAUCCGGCAAGGAGGUUCGGCGCCUCACCGGAGAUCGUGCGAUAUCCGCGGAUUGUCCGAAUAGCCAUGACCCUCUGGGACGCGACCAGCGUACGAGCUGGCCGCCGCCUCAAGUCCGGCGCCCACACAGGGGCCCCGUAGAGGGCCAUGGAUCGCACAAUCCCCAUAUAUAACCUCCAGCAGGAGGCGUUUGGCCUCCCCAGGUUGGGAAGCUUGCUUGCGAGGUUUGCUUGAUCGCGGCCCCAGUACGUUCCAACUUGGGAGCCAUACGACGCAAAUACUCCGUGAAGUUCCACCGGCUGUCGAGGACGAGACCCAGGUACUUCAUCGCCGACUCGACACCGAUGAUUUUUAUAAAGACUAAGAUCUCAACUAAUAUUUUAAGUGUAUCAUAAUUAUGUAAUUAAUAAAAUAAUUAUUUGUAUAUAGAGG